UUCGGGACUUGAGUGGCGCCACGUAUUAUUGCUUAACUAUAUUUUGUUUAUCAUUUGUAUUCUACUACUAAUCGUUUAUUCUGUGUGACAGAUAUACGAUACAGAAACUGAGAUAAAUACAUAAACUGCAAACAUAAUGGAGGUAUUUUAAUCUAUUGAUGUGAAUUUAGUAGAAAAAACCUGUGCUUAGAGCAUGGUGCAAAAAAUGAUAUACUUAAAAAUAAUAAAAGCAAUUAAAAACGUUUGAAUGUACUAAAUCCAACGAUGAAUCGAAUACAGAGCGCCAAUGGAAUUAAAAAUGAGCAUAAAGACAAAGCAAAAGACUGGCAAUUGGAAAUAUUGAUGGAAAAAUUGAGAUCGAAAGCUUCUCAAUGCAAAAGUCUACAAGAAAUAUCAAAAAAUGUUAGAAUGACUUUACUUGAAAAGAGAUAUGCCUCUGAUAGUGUUGAAAAAAGUCAACAUCAAAAAUGUUUAGACACUUUACAACAUUGUAUUAAAGUUACUUCAUUACAGAGCAUGGUGGAAAGAUUGGAAAGUUUAACAAGACAGUUAGGAUUAAAAUUUGUAGUAGAACCUUCAGGUGUUUUCAUUUCAUCAGAUAUGUUCUACUUGGAAAUAGUACUGGGUGCAACCGGUUCAGUAGAAGAUGUAAAAAUUCAUCACGAAGGUAAAAAGGAACAACAAAGCUGCACCGAAUUAGUAAAUUGUCUUUCUAAGGGCGAUUUCAGCGAUUUUACAGCUCAAUUGGAAGGUUUCACUUCGAUUUACCAAUUGAAUGCAGAAAAGAAGAUUAAAUGCAAAGCUUUCACAGCUUUGGAAUCGUUAGAAGCAGAUUUGAUAACACUAUCACAACUGCAAACGUUCAUAAAAGAACCCUUCAAUUUAAUACACAAAUCUCCUGUUGGUAUAUUGGAAAAAAGGAAAGGUGGUCAUCCUAUGAAGUUAACCUACUUUGUAUCUCCUUACGAUUUAUUGAAUAUAGAGAAGAAUGAAAUCGAGCCAAUUAAUAUUGAUUCAAUAAUUAAUAAAAAUUUGGGAUACAGUGUGACUGUGUGUAUGGAAGGAUCCGCAGCUCACAAAUUACAAACAACAACUUUGAUAACAGUCAACAAAAAUAUAAAUGGUAAAAGUACACCGUCUUACGCACCUGUGAAUAGUCAGAAUAGUGCUGUAAUUCCGGCAUGUUUUUUAUUGAAAUUGAAUAAACCACUCCCGAUGUGUCUUUCUUUGAUAAGAAAAAUCCAGCAAAUAUAUCCUUGGACUGAAGUAGAUAGCGCUCCAGUACAACCGAUGCUUAAUCUUAUUGUAAGCGAAUGUAGUAACAAUAAAAUGCAAUCUGCCAACAAUAAAGGACUGUUUGUUACACUGCCAGAUCAAAAUCACUGCUAUUUUAUGACAGAAAGUAAAAAUAUGGAAGGGGUUUUGGUAACCACAAUUCCUUUCACACAUCCUGCCAACGUCGCUAGUAUUUUGAUGAUAUUAAGAGAACAAGCUCUAUUCAACACAAUUAUUAGUAGUUGUGUUCGACCUAACAGCAAACAAGAUUUUGAAAAUAUGACAAUGUUUGAAGUAAGCGCCCUUUCGUCAGUUCACAUUUCCAUUUCUUUGGAGCAUCCAGUCGAGGAAAGUAUGGCGACCGCAGAGAUAGAUUUGUCUGAUAUUUCUAACGUUAUUUGCCGAAUACACAGUCCCAGUUCGUCGUCUCCUGUCCACCCUCCUCCCGACAUAGCCACCGAAUUAAGUUCAAAAAUAUUGAAUAAAUCUUUAUCAGUUCCUAUAACCCUUCGAUCUGUGAUAAAAUUAUGGGAACAGCAAUCGAUGAAAAGGAAUCAUUACGGGGGACACGAAAAUUUUAAUUUACCUCUCGGUUCUGGUGAUCCGGGAGGACCUAAAGAUCCAACUGGCACCAAUUUAGUUGAAUUCGGGGGAUUAAACGAUAAAAUCAAGCAAGAAUCUUCAGGAAAUUCUGGUCACAAUAUGAUGAUGCAAGCAAGUCAAGAUAUGUUUUUAAACGAAACUAUGAUGAGCUCAAAUUUUCCAAAUUUCCCACCUUCCGAUGGGGUACUGACGACUUUGGAACUUACUAACAUUCUUUCUGAAAAUGUGGAUAAAGAUUCCAAGCGUCAAAAGCGAAAGCACGACGAUAGCAACAAAAGUGGCAAACGGAAGGUGGGAACCGAAGAAUCUGAUAUAUUAGAAUCGUCGAGCUGCGAUUCGACAUCGAGAAGUACCCCAGUGUCACAAGAAACGGAAAUCAGAACACCAAACUCUAUUUUGGGGUUUCAUACCGACCUUGAAUUAUCUAGUUUAGAUCCGAUGGAUUUAUUGAAUGUAACCGAUAAACAUGAAGCUUUCGAAAAUUUGGACGAUUUAGAUCUGGAGGAAAUAUCAACGAAAGAUUUUAAAGGAGAAAACGAAGAAACGACUUUGAAUUUACCGAAUGACGUGGAAGAAACGAUACACGGAAUAAGUAUAACUCCUAUAACAUCGGUAAAAGAAAAAAGACCAACAUCGGAUCCACUAGUCGUUACAGAUACUCUUACUAUCACGCCAGUAAUGAAUUCAAUUAAAAAUCCCGAAGAAAAAACGAGGGAUAGGAAAAGUAAAUCGUUGAGAGACGAAAAAAAUAAAUUGGAGAAGAAAAGGAAGAGAAAACGCGACGAAAGUCCGAUGGGACCGCCAGAAAAAGUUCCCCACAAACAAGAAUUCAGUGCAAAACCUAUCGGAAUAUCUUUAAAAUCGACAGAAUCACCUCCAGCCUCGACUCCUUCUUCACCAAGUGCAGCUAGAAAAUUCAGUCCACCGGUACCGAAUCGACCGAGCUCUUUAAGUGGAAAAUUAAGUCCUAACAUGAUGAAAUCAUCCAGUAUCAAAUCGAGCUCUUCGCAUCACAGUCCCAAACAUUCCCCGGCUCACAUACCGAGCAGUCCAAAACAAAAUCUAACCGAGCUUUCCAGUCCCAAACAUCUGGGUAGUUCCCCUAAACAUCCAUCGGUAACCGGUAGCGGUAAACCCAGUAUGUCCGCGUUAAAAAACGCCGCUAAUUCACCUUCCGGUAAAAGCGGUACCGAUUCGAAAUCCAAAUGCCCCAAAGACAGUUCACGCGACAAAGAUAAAAAAACGUCCAACGCCAUUAACAUUCUCAAUCAAAAAAUCAAAACGUCCUCGAACAAAUCAAAAUCGUUAGAAUCGAACGUAAGCGAAAUGGCAAUCGAUAAUUCGUCAUCUCCGAAUAGCAACGUCGAUCCUUCUAAAAUAAAUUCGAAUCAACUUCGGAUAAAUCGGAAAGGAUCUUUAUCUGCCAUCGUCGAUAAGUUGAAAGUGAAUGCUCAACAUUGCGAUAACGCAUCGGAUUUAACCGGCAAAUCGAGCGGUAAUAAAGAUAGAACUAUAAGUAAAUUGAGCGAAUCCGGUAAGGGUAUAGUUAAAAUUGGAGACGUUAAAAAUUCCGAAUAUAUGGUCAAACCUAGUUCGGAUGGAAUGAAAAUUACCAUAAAUAAAACUAGAAGUAAAGAUAAUUCGUCGGGUAAACAAUCCGGUUUGGCUUUAGUAAAUAAAGCCAAUAGUACCAAUUCACCGAAAACACACACCGGUUUGAAACCAGGUGUUAACAGUGGACCAGCUUCAAAGAAACCGCAAGUCCAAAAAUCAACAAACUCAUAUUCUCCUAUCCCAACGAUGAAUUCCAGUAGCAACACUGCCGGUAGUGGUAGUAGCUCUAAAACUUUUUCUCCCAGUGCCAAAUCAACCUCGACCAACUAUUCGAAAAGUUCAUCGGUAUCAUCAUGCAACAGUAACAGCACAAAUUUAUCAAAAUCGAAUUCGAAAUUAACAAGCUCGCCAAAAUUAAAUUCAUCGAUUGAACUGAAUCGAUCGAAAGAUAAAAUAAAAUUCGGUAAAACUAAUUCGGAAAAAUCUCUUUUAUCAUCGUUACGCGAAAGUAGAAAAUCUAGUCCGAUUUUGAGUAGAGAAGAAGCAGAUAACGUAUACAAAAUAUCCCAAUCCACCCUUAUGGAAGGUAGAAUCAAAACGUUGGAUAAAAAUUUUCAAAUUCCCAAAUUGUCUGCUAGGAUAUCAGACGAAAAGAAAUCGAUCAGAAACGACGGUACCAAUAUAACAAAUAGGGAUAAAAUUGAUCAAAAAGUAUACGAUACAAUUUCGAAAAACGAUUCGAAAUAUCUCAUCGGAAAUCAAUUAUUUGAUAACUCAGCAGUUAGAAAUAAUUUACAGGAAAUUAAUGAAGAUAAUCAAGGGAAAAAGGAGGUUCCUCAUAAUUUAUCCACUAUCCAAGGCAGCAAGGAAGAUAACAACAGAAUGGAAUCGACAUCAAAAUUAUAUCCAGAUCCAAUGGGAUUUUCGUCGACAUUAUUAAAAAAUAUAGAUUUUACUUCAUCGAAGUUUAUUGCACCGGCGCCUAGAGAUGAACGUAAAGAUGUAAGAAAAAACGAAGAAGUAUUGGAUUUUAGCGCUAAGCCGCAACAACCUAUACCUCAGUCUCCUUCCGUUAGUGUUCAUAUAGUAAAAUCACCAGCGCCGAGUCCGUUGAUUAAUAGAAGUCCUUUAUCUGCUUCUCCGGGCAUAACUGACGACGAAUUGAUGGAUGAAGCUUUAGUGGGAAUGGGGAAAUAGGGAAGGAUCAUUUGGAGAAAUAUCUAUUAUUAAUAUUGAAGUACUUUAUUUGUAUGUUUUAUAUUAUUAUGAAUAUAUCAGUUUAUGUAAGAGAAAUAAUGAUUAAAUUUUUGUAUA
Messenger RNA from Diorhabda sublineata, 4746 nucleotides. RefSeq names its product mediator of RNA polymerase II transcription subunit 1 (gene MED1). The transcript has 10 exons. Bases 265 to 4629 code for a protein of 1454 amino acids. Lineage: Eukaryota; Metazoa; Arthropoda; Insecta; Coleoptera; Chrysomelidae. Gene Ontology annotation, molecular function: transcription coregulator activity. The record is from RefSeq and is a predicted model, not a curated record. Gene Ontology annotation, biological process: regulation of transcription by RNA polymerase II. Gene Ontology annotation, cellular component: mediator complex.